This is a messenger RNA of Nerophis lumbriciformis (worm pipefish), 1894 nucleotides long. The record is from RefSeq and is a predicted model, not a curated record. NCBI's taxonomy places the organism in Eukaryota, Metazoa, Chordata, Actinopteri, Syngnathiformes, Syngnathidae.
AAAGACAAUUUCCGCAAUGAAGGCUAUUGCUGGGUUGCAUAUGACAUCACGUCCGUUCUUCUUCUUGAUUGACAGGAUGGCCAAGCAGCUUGAGCGUAGCAUCAAAACAAGCUGAAGACUAGAACUCCAAGGGGAAGAAAAGAAAGAAUGAGUAGUGGAACUUUCCUGCUGCCAUGAAGAUGUAGUCGCACUCGCACUCGCACGUGUGUUUAUGCAAACAUGAAUGGGUUGGUGUCCACGUUUGGGGUGAAGCAGAAUUAGAGGAAGCCGUGGUGUCCAUUAUGCUUGAGGAGGACAUUAUAAACUGCACCAUCAGCCAUGAAAUCCACCAGAACCUCUUCUCCAUUGUUUAUAUCCUGGUACUGUUGGUGGGUGUUCCCUCCAACCUCUACGCUCUGUACCAUGCGGUUCUGCAGCUGAAGCAAAAGAAUGAAUUAGGGGUUUACUUGAUAAACCUCACCGUGUCUGAUCUGUUAUACCUGACGUCAUUACCACUCUGGCUCCAGUACAUUUUCCAGGAUGACGAUUGGCGCCAUAGAGAAUGGUUGUGCCAACUGUGUGGCUUUCUUCUCUAUGAGAACAUCUAUAUCAGCAUUGGCUUCCUAUGCUGUAUCAGUCUGGAUCGCUACCUGGCUGUGGUCCACCCUUUAAGGUUCACCUUCCUGCGCUCCAUGGCUGCAGCCGGUCUUUUUAGCGCCAUCAUCUGGCUGAAGGAGAUCGCAGUGGGGGUUGUUUUCUUCCGCCAUAAAGAGCUGAGUCCAACGCCCUACAACCAGUCGGUGUGCUUCGAGCAUUACCCCAUGCAGCCCUGGGAGUACCCGGUCAACUACUACCGUGUCACCAUUGGUUUCAUGUUCCCACUGGCCAUUCUGCUGGUCAGCUACUUGUGCGUGCUUCGGGCUGUGGGUCAGAGUGCCGGCACACAGCCAGUCCAGAAGACCAGAAUCCGGCAGUUAGUAAGCAGCACCAUACUCAUUUUCCUCAUCUGCUUCUCCCCUUACCACAUCUUCCUGCUGGUACGCACCGUGCUGGAGCGGGACUGUAACUUUAUCACAGGGAUAUUCAACUAUUACCACCUGGCACUCUUGUUGACCUCUCUGAACUGUGUGGCCGACCCUGCACUCUACUGCUUCGUCAGCGAAAGUGCCCGCCAUGGCUUCUUCAGGGCCGUUUUUCGGCCCGCGACCAGGUUUCUGUGUUGCUGCCUUGGUGGCGGGAAUGCUGGUCUCCCUAACGUCGCCACCGAUUCCCAUCAAGUCCCUAUUGAUGUGACCACGCUGACGAGGCUCUCUCAUAUGAGCAAGACCAGCACAACCGUGAUCCUAAUCACCGCGGACGAUACAAAAAGAGUCAUACCAUUCACUUUACAAGACAGGAGUGAUGGAAAGAGUAUUGUCGAGACAGAGAAAAUGUCCCACACAAGUGUUAUCAUGAAGUGAAUGGAUCCAAGGAACAAACAUCAGGCUGUAGAUGUCCCACACAAGUGUUAUCAUGAAGUGAAUGGAUCCAAGGAACAAACAUCAGGCUGUAGAUGUCCCACACAAGUGAAUGGAUCCAAGGAACAAACAUCAGGCUGUAGAUGUGACAAGUGCUGAUGUGUUUACAAUUUAAGCGACUGCAGAUCCUUCACCAUCACAUACUUUACUAUUUAUAAGACCAUGGUCAAAGUUGUGGACAGUAGAGAUGAGUCUGGUCAAGCGUCCAUCUAUUGCUACUGAGCACCAUCUCAGUUCAGCCUCCGGAGAGGAAUGUUGUACCACAGACACGGGGUCGGAUCCAAUAAGCUUGACUUCCUGCUACUCCUUUUCGGGCGUGUUGAGUCGUGUAACUUUGAGAAUGAGAUCUGAUCCAGUGUGACCUGUUUGCACCUUUGAAAUUAACUCAAAGUCAAAGA